This is a messenger RNA of Mitosporidium daphniae, 1065 nucleotides long. Its product is annotated as peptidyl-prolyl cis-trans isomerase. Gene Ontology annotation, molecular function: macrolide binding; peptidyl-prolyl cis-trans isomerase activity. Lineage: Eukaryota; Fungi; Microsporidia. Bases 1 to 1065 code for a protein of 354 amino acids. The record is from RefSeq and is a predicted model, not a curated record. The transcript is spliced from 3 exons. Gene Ontology annotation, cellular component: nucleolus; chromatin.
AUGUCUGGCUUUAUCGAAGAUGAGAUUUGGGCACUGCAUGUUGCUCCGCACAAAACUUACACUCAGAAUGUACAGAUGCCGUUUCGCAUAACGAUGGCUGCACUUGGACAAACUAUCACCAGUCAAGCAAGGAGUUCUGUCAUCCUCAGAUUGGAUGAGACAGAGUAUGUUCUCUGUUCCCUGACUGCUGGAAAGAUCGAGCAGCAGCAGCUGUCGCAAACCAUUGUUGCUGGAGAGAAUAUCACUCUGUUUACAGAUGGCGAGAAUACAAUCCAUCUAACGGGAAAUUUUCUCUCCAUGGAAGAGGGGCCCUCUUAUGACGUUAAUGAAAACUAUUCUGAUGACGAUGAAUCGGAAGAUGAUGAUGAUUAUGAUGAGGACGAUUCAUUCAUUGACGAUGAUUCUGAAGAGGAGGAAGAGCAGGGUAAAAGUCCAAAGAUUGAGGAAAUCGAUAGCGAACCAAAAGGGUCCAAAAACAAUGUUAAAGGCAUUUCUUCCGACGAAGAAGAGCCUGAAACUCCAAAUAACAAGCAAACCCCAGUAGCAAAGCAGGAUACUCCAAAUAACAAACAAAGCCCGGUAGCAAAGCAGGAGACUCCAAAACAGCAACAAAAUGCCCCCAAAAAGCAAGAUAUCCCACAGAAACAAGAGACCCCAAAAAAGCACGAUUCUUCUCCUCAGCAGCAAGGUACAUCCCAGAAGCAAGAUACGCCAAAAUCAUCCGGCGAAUUCAAGAAAAUUACGGGUGGCGUUGAGAUUAAAGACACGGUUCUUUCAAACUCAGAUAAAAAGGUCAAGAAGGGCUCAAAAGUCCAUGUUGUAUACAAGGGCACAUUGUCCAAUGGCAACGUCUUUGAUUCCAACAAUGAAAAGAAUCUUUUUCAGUUCCAAGUGGGCAAGGGAAGUGUCAUCAAGGGCCUCGAUAUUGGCGUUGAAGGAAUGACCCUAAAUAGCACCCGAAUUGUUAAGAUUCCAGCAGCCUUGGCAUAUGGAAGCAAGAAGCUUCCUGGAAUCCCUGCCAAUUCAGAUCUCACCUUCCAGGUCCAGCUCAAGCGCAUUGAUUGA